AUGUCGGACUCAGAGUCUCAUGAGAGCGACGCGGAUCACGUCUCCGGCGUGCCCUGCAUCUCCGGCCAGCCGUCCUGCGGAGGCGUUUUCCUGCGCAACGUCUGGCCCUUCGCCGGCAGCGGGAAGAGCCUUCAAAAGAACUUACUCCACAACAGCGUCCGAACUGACGCGGACGUGACCCAUGGCGCGCAGCGCGACUCGUCUCCCGACGCAAAAGCAGACUCUAACGCGGAUGCUGAUAUCGAGCACAAUGCGGAGCAGUCUGGCUCUGCAAGCGGCAAUGCUUCCCCGAUGAAGCGCGGGUUUCUCGGUCGCAUGCGGAACAGAGCCAGCUCUCCGUUCCACCUGGCGUCGGACUUGAGCCAUCGCAUGAGCAGCAGCGGAAGGGAUAAGUCGCCGGGACGCGUCGCAGCUUCUAAACGACGCGGCAAGUCCGAUCGCUCCCCGCAACGCAACCGCUCGAACAAAUCACCGCUCCGCGCGACGGCUAGUUCAAGUGAGAGCGAUGCCGCCGCCAAGAUUGCCGGGCUGGAUGCGAAUGCGGUGCGAGACCAGGCAUCUGGAGCGGGCUUGUGUCAGGCCGUUAGUGAAGGAGCCGUUUUAGGAGAUGCUGGUGAUGUGACUGUAGAGAGAGUGACUGUAAGCGAGUCAGCGGCGGUGGGAAUGGAUAUUAGCGGCGACGACGAGGCCGUGUCAGCGUAUAAGCCGAAGGAUGCGCAAAGAAUCGCGGAAGAAGCGCCGUCGGAUCACGGAUCCUCGGAGCCGAGCGUUUCUCAACCGUCGAUUGGGCAGGAGAAAAAUCCCCCGAACGUGCUGCAACCUCAAGAGGAUCAAAUAGCUAAUUUGUCAGCAGCAGCCGUGACUUCCGGCGCGAGAGACGGGAAGGAGGAGGUGGAGGAGGAGCAGGCGAUGGAGCAUGAGAUGCAGGAGCUUACCGUAAGCGAUGGGUCGGGAGCCACCAGUGGGGCUGCCACGGCGGUAGCACUGGCGGGAGCGGGGGCGUUAGCGGGAACAUUAGUUGGAGCAGAUGGAGGGGAUGAGAAUCGGAGAGAAGAGGAGGCGGCGGUUGGAAAGGAAGCGGAGGAAGCGCGUUGGGAGGCGAAUGAGGAAGGGCGCGCUGAGGUUAACGAAGAUGGACGGUCGGAAGCGAGCUCCGACGCACAUGCUCCUGCGCCUCUUCCCUCACGCUCUGACCCACAGCCCGCAUCACCUGAGGAGGAGCCGGUGAUGCUGGACAGUCUGGACAGGUGUCUGGCGCUGCUGGGCUCGGGCAACAAGAGCAAGGUCACCAUGGCCCUCGUGGCAGUGCUCGCCUACGUGGCAUCUGGUGACGUGGACAACAUGAACAACGUCUACGACGCCCUCCCGUUCUCUCUUCUUGAGGCAGCCUUUCGGGCGGCUGUGGCUAAAGGGAGCACGGGGUCAAAUGGCAUGGUGGAGGAGGAGGAGCUGGUGCACGCAGCACUGGCGGUGCUGGCGCUGCUGCUGCAGGAGCCUGACCUCGCCUACGCGCCACAGACCACACUGCUCGUCCCCCACCUCGUCGGACUCAUCCGCAACGGGUACGAUCCGGUGGUGGCAGUGGACGCGUAUGAGUGUCUGCUAGGGGUGGCCACAGGGUCAGACGCGGGGCUCAAGGCUGUGAAGGGAGCGGACGUGCUGGGAGUGGUGGCCGAGAAUAUCCAGCGUUCCAGCCCAGGGUGCGAGUCACUAGCGUCGGCCAUGCAGCUGCUGGGGUUUCUGUUCAUGAGCGGCGUGGCUGACAUCGAGAUGUACGAGUACAAGCACGAGUUCGCCGCUGCGGUGCCGGCGCUAGCGCGGGAGCUAGCGGAGCGCACGGACAUGCUCAAGUACGAAGUGCUCAAGCUUCUCGUUGCCAUGCUCUCGUCUGAGCCCGCGGAGCCAGUGAGAUCGGUGGUGCAGACCUUUGAUUCCGGCAGCGAGGGCAGGCAGUGGGCGCAUGAUAUUCGGGCAGGCCUAGCAGACAUUCUGCUGGACAGCAACGGGGAGGAGUUUCGGAAGGAUGCUCUGCAGCUCGUGCGAGUGGUGGCAGAGAUCCAAGGGGAGGCCUGGCUCGUGGAGACCGGGGAAGGGGGAGGAGCUGGGAGCGGUGCGAAUGGGUUGAGUGCGGUGCGGCCGUCGCCGGCUGAUCGGUUCCUGCUGGUGCUGCUGCAGGCGCUAAAGGUGGAAAUGCCUCCGUUGUUACAGGAGCUGGCGGUGCUGACGAUCGAGAAUGAGGAGGAGGCAGCAAAGGAGGGCGAGGGUGGGGAGGGAGGUGAGGGCGGCGAAGGGGAAGGCGAAAUGGACGGCGAGGAAAAGGGAAAAAUGAAUGCGGAUGCCGCGUGGGCGGCGCUGGGCGGCAAUCUGGACCGCAAGGCAGGAGGAGGGCUAGGGCGGGCAGGAGGGCUGGGCAAGGGGGAGAUCACACGCAUGCAAUCCCUAGUGCCCACCAGCGAGGACUGGCGAUCCGUGGUGAAUGAAAUGGUGUGGGAGCCGCCAAAGGAUAAUGACGACGAUCCAUCGCUGCUGCAGAUAGAGGAGGAGGUUCCGGAGGAGACUGGCCCCCCUGAGGAGGUGAAGAGGCUGUAUCGGGUGCUGGGGGACUGUUACUGCCUGGUUGAAAAGGUGAUUACGGCCCUGGCUGGGGCUGCUGCGGAGGUGGAGAAAGGGAAGGGGAAGGGGGGAGCGGGCGGGGAGGAGAAGGGUGGGGAGGAGGGGGAGAUGGAGGUGGUCAUGCUGGUGGAGAGGAUGGGGGUGGAGACGGUGCAGGUGUGUGUGAAGCUGGUGGAUGCGAUUAUCAAAGACAUCCUUAUAUUCCUGCAACUCGCACAGGAGCGGGAGCGGUAUUCACAUGAUGGAGUUCUGUCUGCCGUCAAAGUGCUGGGAAGCUACCUGGCGGUGGCGCCAUCAGCGCAUCGCAAGAGGGUGGGGCGGCUGCUGGGCUUCAUGCUGGGCGUCAAGGGCGAGGACGAGGACAGGCCGCUACUGGCAUCACGCUACCUGUUGCCAGCCCUGGUGCACAUGAGCAGCGAGCCCCGUGGCUGCAACUCCAUCCUCAAACGCGGAGGCCACCGCUUCCUAAUCGAGUACGUGGCGGAGACGGGGCGGACGAACAUGACGGGGCAGCUGCGGUCGGGGGUGGAGGGGCAGACCAGCCUCAUGCAGGCCGCUGACGUCAUCCUCAACCUCUUCUCCUUUAGGCGCAACAUCAAGGUGCCUGUGGACCCACAUGACUUUGUGCCACUCCUUGCAUCCAUGGCUGCAUGGAGCAGCGUCAAGAGCACGGACCCAAAGAUUACGUACAAGACUCUAGCGAUGGCAGCGUGCGUGAACGUGUCCAUGCUGCAGCUAUCCUCGGAGGACAUAGUCAAGAAGAAGCUCGACCUCGCCACGUACAAGAAGCUGCCGGCGUCGCUGGCGGUGAUCGUCAAGUUCCUGGAGUUUGGGCACCGCAACUGCAACUCCUUCAGCAGCGAGACGGAGAUUAAAGAACUCUGGGACGUCACGCUGGGAUCGUGUCAGGACUGUCUGCUGCUGUGGCCGCAGCUUAAGAGGGCGAUAGUCAAGUCAGAGUACUGGGCUCGCGUCUCCCGGCAAAAGGCGGUGACACAGGAGAGGUUGAACCAGGUGUGCAAAGACGAGCGACUGCGGAAGCUGCUGGCGCUCGUUGCCUUCUCCAACUGA
Messenger RNA from Closterium sp. NIES-65, 3684 nucleotides. The record is from the annotation of a GenBank genome assembly. NCBI's taxonomy places the organism in Eukaryota, Viridiplantae, Streptophyta, Zygnematophyceae, Desmidiales, Closteriaceae.